CACAGGGUUCGAGCGCUUAUUGAGUCAAGUGCGAGUCCAACAGAGAGAACGAAUGCGAGCAGUUGAGUGGGAUGCGAGGAAGCAAUAAAACAGAACAUUGGAAGAAUAUUAGGAUUCAAAGACAAAAAGUUUCAAAAUGAACGUUGUGAGACAAUGAAACGGGCUGCAUAAAGGAAUUCGUAGAGAGAGGACAGACCAUUAAGGAUGUGUUUUAUUUUGUAUUUUGGAAAGGAUGUCAACGUUGUUUUUCAAGUAGCUAACAACAUUGCCAUUCAAAAGGAAAUGCAUCAGAAGGAGGCAACGCUGAUAUCUCCAAGGGGUCCUUAGACCUGAGGCUGUUGUCCUCCUGCCCCUCUGCCCACAGCCUCCUACCAAGCUGGUCUCUUUUAAUGGUUGGCACUGGCCACCGCGGCCCUGAUUACUGCCCACACAGACACAGCCUGAUGAUCACUGGUGCCAUGGGAGCGGUGCGAGUCAACAGAUACAGCAUCGUAGCCACCGAUGAAGACCACUUCAAGAUCUCCACCCUGGGCCUCCACAAUGGCCAUGGAGGAGGAGGCGGCAGCUCGCUAGCCCUGCGAGCAACAGAGUCUGUCCACAACGGCCGCCAGAUCUCCACGACGGGGCCCAACCAUGUCCGGAGCCGCUUCGUGAAGAAGAACGGCCAGUGCAACGUGGUUUUCCACAACAUGGAAGACAAGACGAAACACUAUCUGGCCGACAUAUUUACCACCUGCGUGGACAUCCGCUGGCGUUACAUGCUGCUCCUCUUCACCUCUACCUUCCUGCUCUCCUGGUUCCUCUUCGGGGUGGUCUUCUGGGGAGUGGCCCUGGCCCAUGGGGACUUCGACCUUCGACCCGGCCUGGGAGAGGGGCCUCUGGCCGGCUUGGAGGGAGGAGGGGUGGAGUGGAAGCCCUGCAUCCUACACGUCCAAGGCUUCGUAGGGGCGUUUCUCUUCUCCAUAGAGACCCAGACCACCAUUGGGUAUGGGUUCCGCUGCGUCACCGAGGAGUGUCCGGCGGCGGUGGCUACGGUGGUGGUCCAGUCCAUUGUGGGCUGUAUCAUCGACUCCUUCAUGAUCGGAACCAUCAUGGCCAAAAUGGUUCGACCUAAGAAGCGGGCGCAGACCUUGCUGUUCUCGCACCACGCGGUAAUCUCCAUGCGGGACGGGAAGCUGUGCCUGAUGUUUCGCCUGGGGAACAUGAGGAAAAGCCACAUCGUGGAGGCUCACGUCCGGGCGCAGCUCAUCCGGCCGCACGUCACCGCCGAAGGCGAGUCUCCCAUGGAGCAGACGGACAUCGACGUGGGCUACGACGAGGGCCUGGACCGCCUCUUCCUGGUGUCUCCACUGGUCGUGGUCCACGAGAUCAACGAGAACAGCCCGCUGUACUGCAUGAGCAGCGCCGACCUGACGACAGAGGACUUUGAGAUCGUGGUGAUACUGGAGGGGAUGGUGGAGGCCACGGCCAUGACCACCCAGGCCCGCUCCUCCUACCUGGCCAGGGAGAUCCUGUGGGGCCACCGCUUCGAGCCUGUGGUCUUCGAGAAGGAGCACCGCUACCAGGUAGACUACUCCCGCUUCCACAAGACCUACGAGGUGCCAGCUACUCCGCACUGCAGCGCCAGGGAGCUCCAGGAGAUGACGGGCCGAUCCCGCUCCCCCUCGUCUGCCUCCGGCUCUAGUUCUACCCGGUCAGUGUCCCCUCUCGAUCCCAAGUCCUCUGGCCUCCACCUCUUGCCUCCACACUCCCCCAGCGCCUUCUGCUACGAGAACGAGGUGGCCCUGUGCUGCGGGGAGGAGGAGGGGGAGGAGGUAGGGGAGAUGGGUGUGAUGCUGGGGGGGAGGGACGACGGGGAGGGGGAGGAGAGGGAUGUACAACUAGACAUCUUCCAGGAGAGAUUUCAGGACCAGGUAGCGGUGGACAUGAACAUGCUGUGUGUGCUGGACAUGGACAAUCAGAUUGACAGGCUGCAGCCGGCUAUAGCUCUUGAUGCGCUGGGCUUCAGGAGGGAAUCAGGAGUGUAG
Oncorhynchus keta (chum salmon) is the source of this 2027-nucleotide messenger RNA. Its product is annotated as ATP-sensitive inward rectifier potassium channel 12-like. Gene Ontology annotation, biological process: potassium ion import across plasma membrane; regulation of monoatomic ion transmembrane transport. The record is from RefSeq and is a predicted model, not a curated record. Lineage: Eukaryota; Metazoa; Chordata; Actinopteri; Salmoniformes; Salmonidae. Gene Ontology annotation, cellular component: plasma membrane. Gene Ontology annotation, molecular function: inward rectifier potassium channel activity.